CGCAUCCCGAGCGAUUUUAGUUGCGUUCCGGCAUUCGUACAAGCAGCUCUCUGGCGCGGCUCGCGGGAGACAAAUUCGCGUUUCGAGACUCGGUGUGGUUUUUAUAUUGGGAGGUGUUGGUCUUGGAUUUGGAGUUUGCCGAUUUUUCCUUAUUUGGGAUUGAGGGCCGGCUUUUUUCCGGUUGUUUUGUGGUUUGUGGGAGGGCUUUUUCCGGUUUUAUUUUCCAACGGUUGGAAAAUUUCGAAACAUCAGUGUGUGAAACAUUUUCGAGGAUUCGUUGCAUUCUGGGGAAUUUGAAAGCGCCGAAUGUCUCAGGCGAUACAGAUGAAUAACUUGGAAAUGUGUUUUGUGACAUUUUCUAGUGGAUUUUGAAUUUAAAUUUUGUGUGGUUUAUGAAAAGGCUUAUAAUUAUUUAGUGAAAAUCGUGCUUGGAGAGUCUUGAGUGCUUUUUGGGAUCCAGUGUUAAUUUCUCAUUGAAUUUCAGAUGCCAAAAUAUUGAAAGUGAAUUUCAGUGUAACAUCUACGAAGGAUAACAAGUGUCAUCAGUAAACGGAAACUUUUUUGCGGCUUAUGAAAAAGGAGAGAUAUAAUCAUCAGCAACAAUCAUUAAGAUCCAGCAUAGCCAACGACUCACCUGUAAGCCCAUAGCCAAUAAACAUACUCUGUAACAAACGUUGUCAAAACAAAACAACCAACCUCGCAACAGAAAUCGUGCUUCUUUUGCGGAGAAAUAAAAACCGACCCACAACAGAGAGGGAGCACAACGUGGUCGUCUAGAAGAGAGCAAAAAAAAAGAGACCGGGCGACUCAAUUAACAGGUUCCGGUCAACGUUGGGUACUUCACUAACUUGGAGUUUCCGCCAAAUUGGAACCGAAAGACCACGAAAAAUCGGGCAACCCCGUCCGGCCAAUUCGAAACGUUUUAAUUAAAACUUAUUCGUCGCUUUUCUCGGGUUCCACCUUUAUUUUCGAAUAAAAGGAAACGACGAAAUUGGACCACCAGUUCCGCCGUUUUGGCGGAAACUCGCCUCGAUGCAACCAGGAAGAAAGCGAGCGCACGUAAUUAGUGAAAUUAGUUUCACCGAAUGAAUGAAGUCCUGAUCGAGCGAAGGAGGGACCUUAAAAGCAAAAGAACGGAUAAAUUUGUUCAACGGCGAAAGACGUUAACGGGGAGCGGAAAUCAAAGGAAAUACACUUCCUCAAAAAAUAGUUUCAAAGAGAAUCUCCUCGGUCGUUGCAAUUAAAAAUGCAAUCCAAAAGGAUAGCGAGCAGUAUGAGGCUGUCGGUGGCUGUAGCCCUGUUGUACCUGUGCAGCUGUUGUCUGAUGUUAGCUGCUGCCUCAGAAUCGUAUCAAACGAGGUACACCCUAGAUGAGGCAGAUGCUCGGGGCUUGGCCCAGCGUAAUGGGGAGCAAAUUUCGGCCCGCCGGUUCAAACGGAUGUACGCAAUGUGUCCUCCGCAUUUCUUCCGCAUCGGAAACGAGUGCUACUUCAUAUCGCAGAAUCAGCUGAACUGGCUGGAUGCCCACUUUGAGUGUAAGGAUCGAAACAGCAAGCUGGCCGAGCCAAUGAAGUAUGAUGACAAGAAUUUGCGCAAGUUUCUAACCAUGUCUAAGGAGCGAAACUACAUCUGGAUCGGUGGCAAUUACAACUGGCGAGCGAACAAGUGGCAGUGGGGCUACAACGGCAAGGAUAUCGGUUACCAGUCCUUCAGUCAAAUGGUUCCCGGGAGCAGCCAGGAUCUGAAAUACCACUGUGCAGUGCUUAACCCCGACCUCAAGUUCAGGUGGUCGGCAAAGCUAUGCACAGAAAAGUUAAAUUUCAUCUGCCAACACAAGAUGCCAUUCGUGAACAGCCACAGCCGGGCCAAGGUUUACAACCGCUGGAAUGCCACCUUCCCCAAUGAGCUAGCCAACGAGGUAGAAGUGGUGGUCGCGGAUCAGCCCCGAAAUAGCAAACAGAGGGAUUACUACAGCACCGUUAGUAACACCACCGUCAAUCCGACCGUCCUGUAUCAGCGUAUCAAAAACAUGAAACACACCAACCGAACGCUCCGUGUCAGACCAUCCCGCCGUCGGGUUCCGAACCGCCGUAUCGACAAAGUUCUGCCGAAAAACGACUACAUCAGCAACGACAUCUACCGACGACCAAUCGUAGAAUAUGUGCAAGAUUCGACGAACGAGUUGAACGGAAAUGGAAACGGGCACCGGAAUGGAAACUCUCCCUACAGUCGAGGUUUCAACGUGGACAUUCACCGAACACGAACACCGAAGAAACACCACCGAUCGCAGAUCGAUCGAGAGAGAAAUCAUCACCAGCAUCGACACCAUCUGGGAGAACAAUCUAGGCCGAUGGCACCGGCAACAACGCCAAUUCAAACGACGACGCUGAGGACGACACCGAUGACAACAACCAGCACAACUACAACAACACCUCUGCCACCAACGAUGCCAGCAACCGAGAACUCCGGUAUCCGACAUCGAGUCGAAGAUCAGCAACAAGUAUACCUGCAGGAUCGGAAAGCCAAACGAGACAAGCUGCGCCAACGUUUGAACAAGCUGACUCCGGAAGAGCGAGAACAGUUCUACGCAGAGCGAGCAAAGCGAAAACGAACCAAGGCGGUGCGGGGCAAGAAUGAAACCAUUCCGUAGGAAGGAGAUCGCUAGCUAGCUAGUGUUUUGCGAGGAAGAACUAGUGGUAUGAAGUAAGAUUUUCCGUUCGGUACCUUAGGUAUUUAGCAAACGAGAGAGUCGCGAAACGUGAAGAUUUCUUCAGAAAGUUUAUAAUGAUGUAAGCAAGGAAUUGCUGGGAUUGCUGGAGGGGUCCAAGACCUCACGAUUCCCCAUCCUUGGAAAUGUGUUCCACGUUUCGAACACAAACAGAAAAUAUCCUUCAAGACUCCAAAACUAGAUUGACCAAUUCGUAGAAGGAAAGUUAAAAUUGCAGAUAUGAAUAAUUAUAUUAAUAGCCGUUUAAGAGUGGUUCCUAAGUCUAGUUCUACACAGUGAAAAAAAAAACACACACAAAUUAAAUAACCAUAUACAUGCACAUAAAGCUCUUCAUUUCGGUAAAAAAGGACAUAAUUCUUCCAGUUGAAUGAUAUAUUUAAAAAUUCACCAAAACCCAGUCGCUGAACAUAUAUUAUACAGCUAGAAAUUAAGACGUCAAAAUGGGAGCCACGUGAGAGUUAUUAUAGCUUUAGGAUUUUUAAAACUAUUAAUUAUUGCUUUCUCGUUGAAUAUUUUGAAAAAAUAUAUUUGUUGAUUUCCCGUCUAGAAAUUAAAAAACUUUUAAUUUAAAAAUAAAAUAGCAAAAUUCCAACAGUUUUGAGGACCAAAAAUAAGUUAUAGAGUGAAGGGUGAGUUCAAAAGUUUUGUACAUUAAAUCUCGCUUAACCAUCUCAAAGCUAAAAAAAAAUAUAUUAUUCAAGAUGAUGAAAUUUAAAGAAUGCGUAAAAUUUGCAAGAAUCCUACAAAGCAAGGAAAAUCAACAAUUCGAGAAUAUUUGUUGAAAAAAAAUGAAGAAAAACAACAUCGAAAAAAAAUCAAAUCGGACGUAAAUUUAGUCUUCAAGAUGAUGCCUUUUAAAUUGUUUUUGCAGUUUCAUGGAUAAAACUUAUGAAGUUUUACUUCUCUUAUUGGCACCAGUGAAAAGAUUGACUGCACUCGAAAUAUUUUAGUGAUUGAAAAAUACAAAAAAAUUGAACUCUGCUACGCCAAACCUUGCUGAAUUCAAUAUUGAUAAAUUCCUUUCGACAGUUUUGGAGGUAAAAAUCAACACUAAUAAUGCCAACAAUCAGUCAUUAUUUGUUAAGUUUAGUUUUUAACGCCUUUAUUCUGCUAUACCGAUAAUUUGAAGUUGUGGUGGAAAAGCAUUUGUAGUAGAUUAGUGAGCAUAAGCGAGCAAUUACCACAACAAAAAAGGAAAAAAAACUCUCAAUUUAAAACAAAAAGCAGUUUCCUCGAUAGAAAACAUCUUAAAACAAACAGACAGUGACUAAUUAACCGACAGAACUUAAAGCAAAAACCUGCAAAUAUUAACAUUUUUGCCAUAUUAACCAUAAGUUUCCUCAAAUUCCAAAAUUGUAAAAGUGAAAAAAAAAUAACGCAAAGGUUUAUCAGCCUUAACCUUAAUAACACGCUAAAAUCAAUAUGAAGUGUAGCGCAAAGUAAUACAUAUAUAGUGAUAUAAUUUGUUACAAAACUUUUUCUUCGCAUAUUUAAAUAAAAGAAAAAAAAAAGAACUCACAUAAAAAGUACACCAAACAAAACCAAGCAAACAGCAGUUAAAAUUUAUAAGCUAGCGAAAAAUUCACUGAAUACUAAGGAAGAGAAAGCACUUAAAGCAAACAUUGAGAGAGAAACAGAAACAAAAAAUUGUAAAGCUAAAAAAAAUACAAAUUUAAACAACGAUAUAUUGUUUAACACACAAGCACACUGUAUGACGAUCGUUGACAUAUCUUCUCAAGAGAAAAAAAAACAGAGUGGACCGAAAUUCAAAAGUGCUCAAAGUGAAAGUGAAUAAAAAAAACAGAAAACCCGUGAGCAAUCAACAAACAUGUAGGGAGACAUUGAGAUUUGGAAUAAAGUUGAACGAAAGAAA
Molecule: messenger RNA, 4601 nt
Organism: Uranotaenia lowii
Lineage: Eukaryota; Metazoa; Arthropoda; Insecta; Diptera; Culicidae
Exons: 10
Coding region: 1247-2650 (467 amino acids)
Source: RefSeq, a predicted model, not a curated record